Messenger RNA from Ilex paraguariensis (yerba mate), 426 nucleotides. The record is from the annotation of a GenBank genome assembly. NCBI's taxonomy places the organism in Eukaryota, Viridiplantae, Streptophyta, Magnoliopsida, Aquifoliales, Aquifoliaceae.
CUGAUUCAAGACUGCGCAUUCAUAAUUGUUAACUCGUUCAUUUUUUGUAGCGUUAAAAAAUGAUAUUGUCAAUCAUAGAAGGAAGCAGUGGAGGUCUAAUGUACCGAAAUAUGCAAUGUGGAUGUGGGCACAGAGCACUUGUCAAGAUUUCAGAAUCUGCAAAUAAUCUAAGAAAAUUAUAUUGCCAUUGUCCAAGUUCGAAUAAUAAGAAAUGUGGGUUUUUCAAAUGGUUGACUCCUGAAAAAGUUGAAACGAGACUAACAAGUGAGACUAUAGAGAGACGAACAAAUCAAGAUGUUAAAACGAGGUUGAACAUUGAUGAAAUGUCUAGCAGACUUAAACAUCUUCAAGCAAAUGAAGCAGCAACAAUGUUUAAACUUUAAGGACUUGAGGCAAAUGAGGGAGCAUUUACUAUUUGGAAGCUUU